Molecule: messenger RNA, 1206 nt
Organism: Brassica napus (rape)
Lineage: Eukaryota; Viridiplantae; Streptophyta; Magnoliopsida; Brassicales; Brassicaceae
Product: fe(2+) transport protein 1-like
Exons: 3
Coding region: 46-1083 (345 amino acids)
Biological process (GO): zinc ion transmembrane transport
Cellular component (GO): plasma membrane
Molecular function (GO): zinc ion transmembrane transporter activity
Source: RefSeq, a predicted model, not a curated record
ACCUUAAAACAAUCCAAACACACAAAACUCCAAGAGAAAACAAAGAUGGCUUCAACUCCAACAGUUCUCAUCAAAACAGUCUUCCUCGUACUCAUCUUUGUCUCUUUUACAAUCACUCCGGCCACUUCAACGGCGCCGGAAGACUGCGCAAGCGAGUCAGCGAACCCAUGCGUCAACAAGGCUAAAGCAUUGCCUCUCAAAGUCAUAGCAAUCGCCGCAAUCCUCAUCGCAAGCAUGAUUGGUGUUGGAUUACCUCUCUUUAGCCGGAACGUGACGUUCCUUCAACCCGACGGGAACAUUUUCACUAUCGUUAAAUGUUUCGCUUCAGGGAUUAUCCUUGGAACUGGUUUCAUGCACGUUUUGCCUGAUUCUUUCGAGAUGUUGUCUUCACUAUGCCUUGAAGAAAACCCAUGGCACAAAUUUCCUUUCUCAGGGUUUCUAGCUAUGCUGUCAGGUCUUAUUACUCUUGUCAUUGAUUCCAUGGCUACGAGCCUAUACACUAGCAAGCAUGCAGCUGGGAUCGUACCCCAUGGUCAUGGUCACGGCCCCGGAAAUGACGUUACCUUACCAACAAAAGAUGGCGAUUCCGGGAGUGCACAACUCUUGCGAUAUCGAGUCAUUGCUAUGGUACUGGAACUUGGAAUCAUUGUUCACUCUGUAGUCAUUGGACUAUCUCUAGGAGCAACAAGUGACAUUUGCACCAUUAAAGGACUCAUCGCAGCUCUUUGCUUCCAUCAAAUGUUCGAAGGCAUGGGUCUUGGUGGUUGCAUUCUCCAGGCUGAGUAUACGAACAUGAAAAAGUUUCUCAUGGCGUUCUUUUUUGCGAUAACAACACCAUUUGGAAUAGCGUUAGGGAUAGCUCUUUCGACCGUUUACAGAGACAAUAGCCCAAGUGCAUUGAUCACUGUUGGAUUGCUCGAUGCAUGCUCGGCCGGAUUGCUCAUCUACAUGGCGCUUGUCGACCUUCUUGCGGCCGAGUUCAUGGGACCAAAGCUUCAAGGUAGCGUCAAGAUGCAGAUCAAGUGUUUCAUCGCGGCUCUUCUAGGGUGCGGCGGCAUGUCCGUCAUUGCCAAAUGGGCUUAAAGGACUUCCUCGGAUAGUACUGCAGAAUUUGAAGUCAUGUGGAUUUCGUUGUGGAACUCAAAACCUUAUUAGGUUUAAGCCCGACUCUUUAUCGUGUUUUCCCUUUUACAAGAUAUAUUUACG